CGGUGUAGGAGGGGGAGCGGAGCAGAGCGGAGAGUGAAGCGCCUGGAUUUUUCAUCCAAAUCUGUGUGUCUGGUUUGCUAUCCUGCAGCAAUGCGAGAUGGAAGCGGACUAACGGAAGAAACCUGAAUCUGAGCGAUAGCUUCGUUGCUUUUGAUUCAUCUUUACAAAAGAAUUUGCUGCCGUUUUUUCUUCUUUUUUUCCUUCAAUCCGAGCGACUUUCAGCCGUUAACCUUACUGCAUCUGCUCUCGUCUGCGCUGCCUUGGCUCUUUUACUGAAUGACUGUUUCUCUUAUUUUUAAAUCUUACCAUGCGCUGCCAGUGUGGUCCAGCUGAUCGGCUCUGUUUGGAAUGGCCGGGGACACGCAAACAGGCUUUGGGGAACCUUUAAAGACCGAUGGAAUUUGGGAAUAUUGACCAAAUAUUAGGAAGAUGAGCACCUUAUCUCUGUGUUUCCUUCUGUGCGCCGAUCUCUUGGACUUCGCGCUGGGUUACUUAACCGUCACCAUUGAGCCCCUUCCUCCAGUUGUUGUAGGAGAUACUGUGACGCUGAAAUGCAACUUCAAGACUGACGGCAGGCUGAGAGAGAUAGUCUGGUAUCGGGUCACAGAUGGCGGCACAAUCAAGCAAAAAAUAUUUACAUAUGACGCCAUGUUCAACACCAACUACUCUCACAUGGAAGAUUAUCGGAGGCGGGAGGACCUCGUGUAUCAAUCAACAGUUCGACUUCCAGAAGUACGGAUUUCAGAUAACGGCCCCUAUGAAUGUCACGUGGGAAUCUAUGAUCGAGCGACAAGAGAAAAAGUGGUCCUGGCAUCUGGGAAUAUAUUCCUCAAUGUUAUGUCCCCGCCUCUUUCCAUAUCAGUGGUGGCAGCAGAUUCUCCGGCACCCUUCAGCCGUUACCAGCCUCAGAACUUCACCCUCAUCUGCAUUGUGUCGGGGGGAAAACCGGCACCCACAGUCUACUUCAAGCGAGAUGGCGAACUAAUUGAAGCGAUGACUUGGGGGCAGUCCCCAAUGGGAAGUGAUGGAAGCGCUGGAGGCCUGAGAGACCCCCGGCCCCUUAUUAGUCGUGAGCUGGAUGACACCAAGCUGCAGAAGUCAUUGUCUCUGCUGGACCUGGAUGAGAAGCCACCAAGACUAUUUACAGAGGAUCCUCAUCGGGGUAACACCCCCAGGGCCCCGGGCUAUGAACCCAACCCAGCCACAGAGAUCAUUCCAGAAACAGUGGUCAGCCGGGAAUUCCCACGCUGGGUCCAAAGUACCGAGCCCCUGUAUUACUUUCGCAAUGCACACAUCCCAUUGAAUGAUGGGACUGUGGAAGUAAGAGCCAUGCUCACUUGGACUCUAAACCCGCAGCUCGAUAACGAUGCCCUGUUCAGCUGUGAAGUCAAACAUCCAGCCUUGUCGAUGCCCAUGCAGGCUGAGGUCACACUCGCUGCACCCAAGGGCCCCAAGCUGGCAAUGUCCCCGCCACGAGCGAAAGUUGGGGACACCGUCCGAAUACUCGUGCAAGGAUUCCAGAAUGAGGUCUUCCCAGAGCCACUGUUCACCUGGACACGGGUUGGUGGUCACCUGCUAGAUGGCAGCACUGAGCACGACGGCAAGGAACUGGUACUGGAGCGUGUGCCAGCUGAGCUGAAUGGAUCGAUGUAUAGCUGCACGGCCCAGAAUCCUCUGGGCUCCACGGACACGCACACUCGACUCAUCGUGUUCGAAAACCCCAGCAUGAUGAAGGGAUCUCAGAUUUCAAACGAUGCAGCAUCCCAUGAGGAGACAUCCAGAGUGGUUUUGGCCCUGCUUCUCCUAACAGUGACUCUGGAACUCACGUGAGUUGGGCAAUCGCCCACCCUGCCAGUCUGCCUGGAACACCCGCACGCCCACCCGCCAGCCCACCUGCCAGCCUGGGCCGCAGCACACAUCUGAUGCCACACAUCUGACUAUUUCUGUCUUUUUGUAUAAACAAAAGAGCAAACAAAAACCAAGCAAAAAAAAAAAAAACUGGACAAAAACGCCCCCUUUGUCUGUUUAUCUUCAUGUCUCGCCUUUUGUCAGUUCUUCAAUAAAACAUACAGUCUGAUUAAUAAAAAUACAAAAACAGA
Polypterus senegalus (gray bichir) is the source of this 2099-nucleotide messenger RNA. It is a transcript of the gene igsf21a, whose product is annotated as immunoglobin superfamily, member 21a. The coding region runs from base 430 to 1830 and encodes 466 amino acids. Gene Ontology annotation, cellular component: adherens junction. The record is from RefSeq and is a predicted model, not a curated record. The transcript has 10 exons. NCBI's taxonomy places the organism in Eukaryota, Metazoa, Chordata, Cladistia, Polypteriformes, Polypteridae. Gene Ontology annotation, biological process: homophilic cell-cell adhesion; heterophilic cell-cell adhesion.